Thamnophis elegans (Western terrestrial garter snake) is the source of this 1531-nucleotide messenger RNA. RefSeq names its product guanylate-binding protein 1-like. Gene Ontology annotation, molecular function: GTPase activity; GTP binding. Lineage: Eukaryota; Metazoa; Chordata; Lepidosauria; Squamata; Natricidae. The coding region runs from base 92 to 1531 and encodes 479 amino acids. The transcript has 9 exons. The record is from RefSeq and is a predicted model, not a curated record.
CGAGCACAGGAAGGAAAAGAUCGCGCAGAGGUGCGAAGAGAAUCCCUCGAUUUCUUUGGAAAGACGCUGCAUCUCCUCCUCCAAAGCCAGGAUGAAGGCUCCGGUGUGCCUGGUUGAGAACAGAAGAAAUCGCCUCCAUGUUUCUCCGGAGGCCCUUCGGUUGCUCUCAGACAUCCGGCAGCCAGUGGUGGUGGUGUCCAUCGUGGGACCGUAUCGCACGGGCAAGUCCUACCUGAUGAACAAGCUGGCUGGCAAAAAUUCAGGUUUCCCUUUGGGCUCCAUAGAGGAAGCAGAAACAAAAGGAAUCUGGAUGUGGUGUGUUCCCCAUCCAGACAGGCCUAACCAAACCCUUGUCCUGCUGGAUACUGAGGGAUUAGGUUAUCCAGAAAAGGGCAGUCCUGAAAAUGAUGCCUGGAUCUUCGCUUUGGCCGUGUUGCUGAGCAGCACCCUCAUCUACAACAGUGUGGGGACCAUUGAUCAGAUUGCCCUGGACAAGCUUCAUUUUGUGACGGAGCUGUCUGAACUUAUCAAGGCAAAGUCUUCCUCCACUACUGGAGAUACAGAUGAUUCUUCUGAAUUUGUUAGCUUCUUCCCAAACUUUGUUUGGUCUGUGCGAGAUUUCACACUGCAGCUGCAACGGGAUGGGAAAUCCAUCACAGAGGAUGAAUAUCUCAAACAUGCUCUAAAAUUAAAAAAAGGUGACAGCAAGAAGGAGCAGGCAUUCAAUCUGACACGGCAAUGCAUCCAACUGUUCUUCCCCACCCGGAAGUGCUUCGUCUUUGAUUGCCCUACUAAAAGUAGGAAGUUACCCUAUCUGGAAAAGAUGGUGGAUAAUCAGCUGGAGCCUGAAUUUGUGGAACAAGCAAAGAAAUUCUGUCAUCAUAUCUAUGAAACAUCUGGAGAAAAGACUCUUCCAGGAGGGCACAUUGUCACUGGCAACUUGUUGGCAAAGUUGGUUGAGACCUAUGUGGAUACUAUCUCUAGUGGGAAGAUUCCCUGCCUGGAGAACACAGUCUUAGCCUUGGUGGAGAUUGAGAACAGGGCAGCCAUGAAGGAAUCUGUUGCUCGCUAUGCGCAACUGAUGGAGAAAAGUGUGGAGCUACCCACUGAGACUCCCCAGGAACUUGUGGAUGUACACAAAAAAUAUGAGGAAGAAGCCCUCAAGAAGUUCAUGGCUCGUGCUUUCAAGGAUGAUAAACGUCAGUUCCAGGAUGAAUUCAUGGCAGGGAAAUUCCUGAAAGAAUUCCUCCAGAGCAAGGAAAACAUCCGCAAAACCAUCCUUCAAAGUGACCUGAGCCUUCAAAAGAAAGAGAAGGAAAUAGCAGAUGCAAAGAUGAAAGCAAAAGCAAAAGAAUUAGAGGAUGAGGUUCCGAAGCAGAAACAGGAAAUGUGGCAACAGAAGUUUGAGGACCAGAAACAGAGUUAUGAGAUGACCCUUCAGAAGCUAAUGGAGAAAAUGGAGGAAGAAAGGAAACAGAUGAAGGAAGAGCAGGAGAAAAUGAUCCAAAGGAAACUGAAGGUAACACUAUAA